AUGGUGGUGAGCCCAGAGCGUGGAAGGAGAAGGCACAAGUAUGUCAAACGAGCCUGCCGAGCGAGCGCUAGCUUGGCUCAGAACCAGGCCCUCACAGCUGAGAACCCGCAUUCAGUUGGGCUGAGCGGGACCAUGCAACAGCCGGAGCUUAUAGCCUGCGAACUCCAAAGAAGUGGCUUUUGGGUGAACCUGAUGUUACCUGCUGGGUUUUACCAGUCCGCCUCUCGUGUGGGCCUUAUUUGUGUGAAAUCUGGGCCCUUCCGGAGACAGGCCUCCUGGAAGCCAGGGCUGCGACUGACCACCUUUCUCUCCAGAAGGCAGCUUCGAGCCUGGGAACGAGAAAGGUCAAUGAAUGCACAGUGCGUGGUGGGCGAGAUGACUGCCCAGUGUGUGAGUGCCCAGGAGUGGGCUGGCAGCGUCAGGGUGCACAGCACCUACAGCUGUGCCCUGCCCUCACUCUGUGGGGACCUCUCAGGCUCGCGUUCCUCACUGCCAGGGAUCGUGUGUGAGAUGGGGGAAGCCAAGCCCAGCCAGCAUGCAGGCUUUGUGGAGAUCUGCGUGGCCGUGUGUCGGCCCGAGUUCAUGGCCCGGUCCUCACAGCUCUACUACUUCAUGACGCUGACUCUCUCAGACCUGAAGCCCAGCCGGGGGCCCAUGUCUGGGGGCACCCAAGUGACCAUCACCGGCACCAACCUAAAUGCUGGCAGCAAUGUGGUGGUGAUGUUCGGGAAGCAGCCCUGCCUCUUCCGCAGGCGAUCUCCAUCCUACAUUAUCUGCAACACCACGUCCUCAGAUGAGGUGCUGGAGAUGAAGGUGACAGUGCAGGUGGACAGGGCCAAGAUCCACCAGGACCUGGUCUUCCAGUACGUGGAGGACCCGACCAUCGUGCGCAUUGAGCCAGAGUGGAGCAUCGUCAGUGGGAACACACCCAUCACCGUGUGGGGCACUCAGCUGGACCUCAUACAGAACCCCCAGAUCCGGGCCAAGCAUGGAGGGAAGGAGCACAUCAAUAUCUGUGAGCUUCUGAAUGCUACUGAGAUGACCUGCCAGGCUCCGGCCCUCGCUCUGAGUCCCGACCACCAGUCUGACCUGACCGAGAGGCCUGAGGAGUUUGGCUUCAUCCUGGACAAUGUCCAGUCCCUGCUGAUCCUCAAUAAGACUAACUUCACCUACUAUCCAAACCCGGUGUUUGAGGCCUUUGGACCCUCGGGAAUCCUGGAGCUCAAGCCUGGCACGUCCAUCAUCCUAAAGGGCAAGAACUUGAUCCCGCCUGUGGCCGGGGGCAACGUGAAGCUGAACUACACUGUGCUAGUUGGGGAGAAGCCGUGCACCUUGACCGUGUCAGAUGUGCAGCUGCUCUGCGAGUCCCCCAACCUCAUUGGCAGGCACAAGACGGAGUGGGCCCGUGUCGGCGGCGUGGAGUACUCCCCGGGGAUGGUGUACAUCGCCCCAGACAGCCCGCUCGGCCUGCCCGCCAUCAUCAGCAUCGCUGUGGCCGGCGGCCUCCUCCUCAUCUUCAUCGUGGCCGUGCUCAUCGCCUACAAACGCAAGUCCCGAGAAAGCGACCUGACGCUGAAGCGGCUGCAGAUGCAGAUGGACAACCUGGAGUCCCGCGUAGCCCUGGAGUGCAAGGAAGCUUUUGCUGAGCUGCAGACAGACAUCCAUGAGUUGACCAGUGACCUGGAUGGAGCUGGGAUUCCCUUCCUGGAUUAUAGAACUUAUACCAUGCGGGUGCUGUUCCCAGGAAUUGAAGACCACCCUGUCCUCCGGGACCUCGAGGUCCCAGGCUACUGGCAGGAGCGUGUGGAGAUGGGCCUGAAGCUCUUCGCCGAGUUCAUCAACAAGGUUUUCCUGCUGUUCUUCACCCGCACGCUCGAGUCCCAGCGCAGCUUCUCCAUGCGCGACCGUGGCAAUGUGGCCUCGCUCAUCAUGACGGUGCUGCAGAGCAAGCUGGAGUACGCCACCGACGUGCUGAAGCAGCUGCUGGCUGACCUCAUCGACAAGAACCUGGAGAGCAAGAACCACCCCAAACUGCUGCUCAGGAGGACUGAGUCGGUGGCUGAGAAGAUGCUGACCAAUUGGUUCACUUUCCUCCUCUACAAGUUCCUCAAGGAGUGUGCUGGGGAGCUUCUCUUCUCCCUGUUCUGUGCCAUCAAGCAACAGAUGGAGAAAGGCCCCAUCGAUGCCAUCACAGGUGAGGCCCUUUACUCCCUGAGUGAGGACAAACUCAUCUGUCAGCGGAUCGACUACAAAACCCUGGUCCUGAGCUGUGUCAGCCCAGAUAAUGCCAACAGCCCCGAGAUCCCAGCAAAGAUCCUCAACUGCGACACCAUCACUCAGGUGAAGGAAAAGAUUCUGGAUGCCAUCUUCAAGAACGUGCCUUGCUCGCACCGGCCCAAGGCUGCAGACAUGGACCUGGCAGUCACAGCCCGGUCUGCUCAUGGCCUCGCCCAGCCUUCUCCGACACCUGCCUGCAGCCCUGCCGAGCAGCCGGGUGUUGAGCUCGCAGGGCGCUCAGCCGCGUGUGCCCUUAGGGUUCCCCUGCUGACCACGCGCGGAGCAGCAGAAUCAGGUCUCCUACAGCCUCCUGCUUGGCCCCUGGUUUGGGGGUGGAGGGGGCCCUGUGUAGGGUUCGCGCGUGUCACUGGUGAGGGCCCCCAGCUUCCUGUGAUGGGCCUGAGGCGACACGGCCAUAGGAAGACUGGACGGGCUUUGUUGCCAAGCCCGCAGGGUCCCCUGUGUGGGGUUAAAUGA
Nycticebus coucang (slow loris) is the source of this 2754-nucleotide messenger RNA. Its product is annotated as plexin-A4-like. Gene Ontology annotation, biological process: positive regulation of axonogenesis; regulation of cell shape; regulation of GTPase activity. Bases 1 to 2754 code for a protein of 917 amino acids. NCBI's taxonomy places the organism in Eukaryota, Metazoa, Chordata, Mammalia, Primates, Lorisidae. Gene Ontology annotation, cellular component: semaphorin receptor complex. Gene Ontology annotation, molecular function: semaphorin receptor activity. The record is from RefSeq and is a predicted model, not a curated record. The transcript is spliced from 18 exons.